Molecule: messenger RNA, 426 nt
Organism: Saccoglossus kowalevskii
Lineage: Eukaryota; Metazoa; Hemichordata; Enteropneusta; Harrimaniidae
Product: forkhead box protein D3-like
Biological process (GO): anatomical structure morphogenesis; regulation of transcription by RNA polymerase II; cell differentiation
Molecular function (GO): DNA-binding transcription factor activity, RNA polymerase II-specific; RNA polymerase II cis-regulatory region sequence-specific DNA binding
Source: RefSeq, a predicted model, not a curated record
AUGACCAUGUAUUCCAACUCUCUAUUUCCCGACGAUAUCUACUCAAACACACGGCGUACAUAUGCUUUCCAUCCAUACCAUAACAACACUCACGUCGCCGCCGAUGAUAUCAACAACCAUCAAUAUGGCGCUGACCGUCCACCGUACAGCUUUGUAGCCCUUAUCAACAUGGCUAUCCGGUCACAUCACAAUCAGAAAGCGACACUUAAGGACAUAUAUGGGUACAUUAAGUCAACUUUCCCGUAUUAUCGAGACAAAAACCCGAGUUGGGAAAACUCAAUUCGUCACAACAUAUCGAUGAACAGUUGUUUCGUAAAGAUUGCCCGUAGUAUCCAUGAUCAGACCCACGGACAUUUCUGGGGACUCAGCGCCGUGUGGGAAGAAAUGUUUACUGACGGAAACUAUCGCCGCCGUGUUCGAGGCUAA